Messenger RNA from Propithecus coquereli (Coquerel's sifaka), 1915 nucleotides. It is a transcript of the gene PRORP, whose product is annotated as KIAA0391 ortholog. Bases 289 to 1794 code for a protein of 501 amino acids. Gene Ontology annotation, cellular component: mitochondrial ribonuclease P complex; mitochondrion. Lineage: Eukaryota; Metazoa; Chordata; Mammalia; Primates; Indriidae. The record is from RefSeq and is a predicted model, not a curated record. Gene Ontology annotation, biological process: tRNA 5'-leader removal; mitochondrial tRNA 5'-end processing. The transcript has 8 exons. Gene Ontology annotation, molecular function: ribonuclease P activity; protein binding.
UGAGAGAAGCGCUUUCUUCACAAUUUCUUUUCAUUGUUCAUUGCGCAAAGCUGGUGGACCUCAAGAUCCACUGAAUAUAGCAGAUGCUUCAGUAGCCGUCUCUUACCCUUCUGCCACUAAAUGCUUCAAAAUUGCCUUUUUUCCUCGCCGCUAGGCCCGGUGGAACGCCUGGGUCCAGGUCAGUAUCGCCCCAGCGGCUGGGGCCGGCGCGGUGCAUUGUGGAAACUGUAGUUUCCGCCGCGUUCCUGGUCGCCUGAGUGUUGCUUGAGUGCGGUGGUGAAUUAUUGAAUGAACUUCGUUUCAGCAAUCGCUGGAGCAGCUAAGAAGAGAUCGCAGAUGAAUCCUCAGAGUAAAGAUCAUGCUUUGCCACCUGUAAAGAACACUAUUGAACUCCCAACAAAACCUUUGAAUUCAAAGGAGUGGGAUAAACUUAAGGAAGAUUUCAAAGGAAAGGUCAAUUUUGAAAGUUGGAUCAGUUCACAGAUGGCUCACUGUCAUAGCUCUGUAGAUGUGGCUAAAUCUCUGCUGGCAUGGGUAGCAGCAAAAAACAAUGGUAUUGUAGGCUAUGAUUUACUGGUCAAGUAUUUGCAUCUGUCUGUCUUUCAUAAGCAGACAUCAGAAGUUAUUGAUGUCUAUGAAAUUAUGAAAGCCAGGUAUAAGAACUUAGAACCUGGAGCAUAUACUCUUCUCAUCCGGGGAUUAAUCCAUUCAGACAGAUGGAGAGAGGCCUUGCUGCUGUUAGAGGACAUCAAAAAAGUCAUGACCCCUUCAAGAAAGAACUAUAAUGACUGUAUCCAGGGAGCCCUUCUUCAUCAAGAUGUAAACAUAGCUUGGAAUUUGUAUCAGGAAUUGCUAGCUCAUGAUCUCAUUCCUAUGUUGGAAACUUUAAAAGCCUUCUUUGAUUUUGGAAAAGACAUAAAGGAGGAUGACUAUUCAAACAAACUACUAGACAUUCUUUUGUAUCUAAGAAAUAAUCACCUAUAUCCUGGGGAGUCAUUUGCACAUAGUAUAAAAACAUGGUUUGAAAGUGUUCCUGGACAACAAUGGAAGGGACAAUUCACCACAAUCCAGAAAAGUGGUCAGUGUUCCGCGUGUGGCAAAAACAUAGAGUCUAUUAACCUGAGUCCAGAAGAGUAUGACUUUCUCAAGGGAAAAAUCAUGAGGGAUGUGAUCGAUGGAGGUGACCAAUACAAAAAGACAACACCUUGGGAACUUAAGAGGUUUAAGAACUUUGUAAAAUCUUGUCCUCCUUUUGAUAUUGUCAUCGAUGGUCUCAAUGUUGCCAAAAUGUUUCCUAAAGCUCGUGAAUCUCAAGUUCUCUUGCAAUUAGUCUCUCAACUAGCCAAACAAAAUCUGCGACUGCUGGUCCUGGGCCGGAAGCACAUGUUAAAAAAGAGUCCCCGAUGGAGAAAGGAUGAGAUGGAAAUGGUGCGAGAGCAAGCCAGCUGUUUCUUUGCUGAUAACAUCUCAGAGGAUGAUCCAUUCCUUCUGUAUGCCACACUGCACUCGGGGAAUCACUGCAAGUUUGUCACAAAAGACCUGAUGCGGGACCACAAGGCCUGUCUGUCUGAUGCCAAGACCCAACACCUGUUCUUUAAGUGGCAGCAGGGACAUCAGCUGGCAAUUAAGAAUAAGUUUCCAGGAUCAGGAAUAACCUUUCAGCAUAUUCUCAGCUAUGACACAGUGGUGCAAACAACUGGAGACUCGUGGCAUAUACCAUAUGAUGAAGACCUGGUGGAAAGAUAUUCCUACGAAGUGCCAACCAAAUGGCUUUGCCUCCAUCGAAAAACAUAAAGACUUUUACCCCCAUGCUAAAUUUGUGUUUGAGUGCUCUCCUGAUUGCCAGCAGAGCUCUUAAGUUGAUGCUUGUUUAGGGCAUUGCCUCUCUCCUCAAGAUAAAAGGAUUCUGUUAACA